GAAUUACAGAAUCUCAAAAAAAGAAUUAAAAGACUUGAAGCAAGGAAGAAGACCGCAAACAGGCCAACUGUAAAUAAUGUGCAAAAGGUCAGGAAAACCAGAGAGGGUUUCCCAACAAUUCCCAACAGCAGCAAGAGGAGGGAAAUGAGAAAACUUGUAAGCCGUUUCCUGCACCAAGAUGAUGUCUCCACUGUUGUCAAUGGGAAAGCUGGAGAGAUAAGGCAAAAGGGACAAAUCUACAGAAAAAGGACCCUGUCUGACACCCUGGGUAAACUUCAUAGAAGAUUUUGUGCUGAGAACCCCGAGCAAUGUGUGUCCAAAGCCCAGUUCUUCAAACUGAGGCCAUUUUGGAUAGUUAGGCCCAAAGUCACAGACAGGGACACAUGUGCUUGCAAAAUGCAUGAGAACUUCGGCCUAAAAAUAAAAAAGUUGCAGCAGCUUGGGGUUCUCAAAACCGCAAACAUGAGAGACAUUGUAGAGUCCAGUGUGUGUGACUCAAACAACAUGUCCUGCAUGUACAGACGAUGCCCGGACUGCAAGGAAAAGACAUUUCCCGCAUCACUGGAUCCUUCGACCCAAGGAAACAUUGUUACAUGGCAGGAGUGGGUAACAAGGUCUAUCAGCAUUGCGAAGACUGGCAAAGACGGAUCCAUUGAAAAGAAGGAUGUGAAAAACUUUCCUUGAAAACAAGAACACUUCAAUUGAAAAGCUGGUGGCCAUGACAAUUGAGAAUCUCCCAAAUUUUGCAAUACAUCUAUUUAACAUAAAGCACCAAUUUGUGGCACUCAAAACUUUGAGAGAGACCCUCUCUGAGACUGAUGUGGCAGUACAUGUAGAUUAUAGUGAAAACUACAGCUGCAAAUACUCACGUGAAAUCAAGGAGACACAUUUUGGAGGUGGAAACCAACAAGUAACCCUCCACACUGGAGUAGUCUACCUCAGCAGUGGCAGGGUGGAGUCCUUUGCAUCCAUCUCAAAGUGUCUUCAGCAUGAUGCCAAAGCAACAUGGGCUCACAUUGACCCAGUGAUGAGGAAAAUACGAGAAAAACAUCCAGAUGCCAGAAAUAUUCACUUUAUUUCAGAUGGUCCAACAUCCCAAUAUAGAAACAAGACGUCUUUCUACUUAGCUUCCACAGUGCCUUUCAUGCGAGGAUUUCAGUGGGUGACAUGGAACUUUACAGAGGCUUCCCAUGGUAAAGGUGCACCAGACGGAGUAGGCGGUGCCUUAAAGAAUCUGGCAGAUCGAAUUGUCGCCUAUGGAACAAGCAUUCCAGAUGCAGACACACUCUUUGAGCAGCUGGCAAAGAAUUCUUCUGUGACCCUCUAUAAGGUAUCAGAGGAAGACAUUAAGGCAAGCAAUGAAUUGGUUCCUACACAAUUGAAAUCAGUUCGGGGGACAAUGAAAAUUCAUCAACUUACAUCCACAAAACCUGGAGUCAUCAGCACAAGGGAAGUGUCAUGUUUUUGUGAGAAAGAUUGCCAAUGCUUUUCUCCAUGUGUCCAUACCUUCUCUGAAAGAGAGGAGAGCCCUGAUAACGCUGAAUCUACCAUAGAGGUUGGACAGUGGGUCCUUGUUGAAUAUGAUGCCGAGUUGUUCCCUGGCACAGUCACACAGGCCAACGGGACUUGGAAUAAAACAUUUAAAACUGAUUUCGUGAGAAUGACCCAUCUGUGGAAGAGAUGGUAA
Molecule: messenger RNA, 1687 nt
Organism: Trichomycterus rosablanca
Lineage: Eukaryota; Metazoa; Chordata; Actinopteri; Siluriformes; Trichomycteridae
Exons: 4
Coding region: 719-1687 (322 amino acids)
Source: RefSeq, a predicted model, not a curated record